AUGGCGGUGAGGCGGCGGCAGAGGCGCGGGCCGGGCGGCGGGCGAGCGCUGCUGGCCGCGCUGCUGCUGCUGCUGCUGCUGCUGGGCGUGUGGGGCCGGGCGGCGGCCGAGCGGGUCCGCUACGCCAUCCCCGAGGAGCUGGGCAGAGGCUCGCUCGUGGGGCCGCUGGCUCGGGACCUGGGGCUCAGCGCGGACGAGCUGCCGGCGCGCAAGCUGCGGCUGAGCGAGGAGAAGCAAUACUUCACGGUGAAAGAGAGCCAGGAUGGCAGAAAAUCCGCGGAGUUGGUGCUGCGGCACUCACUGGACCGGGAGAGCGAGCCGAGCCUGCGGCUGACGCUGACUGCGCUGGAUGGCGGAGACCCGCCCCGGACUGGCGCCGCCCAGCUGUGGAUCAACGUCACCGACGCCAAUGACAACCCACCCGUGUUCGCGCAGGACCGGUACCGCGUCAGCCUGCGAGAGGACACGCCUCCGGGAUCGACGGUGCUGAACGUGUCAGCCUCAGACGCCGAUGCAGGCGCCAACGCACGCAUCACCUACGGAUUCGGAGAAAUGCCGGCUAAAGUGCUUGAGAAGUUCACUGUAGAUGCCCAGAGGGGGACGAUCACGCUGCAGGACGCACUGGACUUUGAGGACACGCGCGCGUUCAGCCUGGCUGUGGAGGCGACGGAUGGUGGGGGUUUGGUGGCGCACUGCCAGGUGGAGGUGGAGGUGCUGGACGUGAAUGACAAUCCUCCUGAGAUCAGAAUUCUGUCGCUCUCGAGCCCGGUGCCUGAGGACGCGCCUGCCGGGACCGUGGUGGCUCUCUUAAACGCAAAUGACCCAGACUCCGGGGAGAACGGUCAGGUGUCGUGCAAGCUGUCGGGAGAGGCGCCGCUGUCGAUCGUGGCGUCCUCGGGCGGCUCGUACAAGGUGGUGACAUCGGGCGCGCUGGACCGCGAGCAGGCGUCGGAGCACCGGGUGACGGUGGUGGCCCGGGACCGGGGCAGGCCGGCGAUGUGGAGCAGCACGGAGCUGGUGCUGGAGGUGUCGGACGUGAACGACAACGCGCCGGAGUUCGAGGAGGCGGCGUACAGCGCGUACGUGGCGGAGAACAACGCGGCGGGCGCUCUGGUGCUGCGCGUGCAGGCGCGGGACGCGGACGCGGGCGCCAACGGGCGCGUGAGCUACUGGCUGGCGGGCGGCAGCGCGGGCGCGGCGGACGCGGCGGCGCUGGUGUCGGUGGAGGCGCGGAGCGGCGCGCUGUACGCGCAGCGCUCCUUUGACUACGAGCAGUGCCGCGAGUUCACGGUGGCCGUGCGGGCGCAGGACGGCGGCUCGCCGGCGCGCAGCUCCACGGCCACGGUGCGCGUCUUCGUGCUGGACCGCAACGACAACGCGCCCAGGGUGCUCUGGCCCGCGGCGGCAGCGGCGGCAGGAGAGGGUCCGGGAGGGGCGGCGGCGCCGCCUUUCGACUUGGUUCCGCGCUCGGCCGAGGCCGGCUACCUGGUGGCCAAGGUGGUGGCGGUGGACGCGGACGCGGGGCGCAACGCGUGGCUGUCGUACGAGCUGGUGCAGGCGUCGGAGCCGGCGCUGUUCCGCGUGGGGCUGCACAGCGGCGAGGUGCGCACGGCGCGCGCCGUGGGCGAGCGGGACGCGGCCAAGCAGCGUGUGGUGGCCGUGGUGAAGGACCACGGGCAGCCGGCGCUGUCGGCCACGGCCACGCUGCACGUGGUGCUGGCCGAGAGCUUGCAGGAGGCGCUGCCGGAGCUGAGCGAGCGGCCGGCGGGCGCCGAGGCGGCCGAGGCGGCGGCCGAGCUGCAGUUCUACCUGGUGCUGGCGCUGGCGCUGCUGUCGGCGCUCUUGGUGCUGAGCGUGGCGCUGGCCGUGGUGGCGCGGCUGCGCCGGGCCGGGCCGCCCGCCGUGCUGCGCUGCCUGGGCGCGCAGCGCUUCUCCCUGGCCGGCGCCGCCUUCCCGGCCGACUUCUGCGAGGGCACCUUGCCCUACUCCUACAACCUGUGCGUGCCGGCGCCGGCCCGCACCGUGCCCGAGGCCGCUUGGCCUCCGCCGCCGCCGGGGGUGCCCAUCCUGUCGGCGGAGGAGCUUCUGGGCGGGGAUUCCCGCCACAAGCCGAACCCGAGCUCCAACGCCAUCGAGGGAGAGGUGCCCGCUAAUCCCGACGCACCGCAGGUCUGUAAAACCGUACGGUUCUGCUCUUCUCCUUGA
Serinus canaria (Common canary) is the source of this 2205-nucleotide messenger RNA. Its product is annotated as protocadherin gamma-B5-like. Gene Ontology annotation, molecular function: calcium ion binding. Lineage: Eukaryota; Metazoa; Chordata; Aves; Passeriformes; Fringillidae. Gene Ontology annotation, biological process: homophilic cell-cell adhesion. Gene Ontology annotation, cellular component: plasma membrane. The coding region runs from base 1 to 2205 and encodes 734 amino acids. The transcript has 2 exons. The record is from RefSeq and is a predicted model, not a curated record.